Molecule: messenger RNA, 2586 nt
Organism: Cololabis saira (Pacific saury)
Lineage: Eukaryota; Metazoa; Chordata; Actinopteri; Beloniformes; Belonidae
Gene: klhl7
Product: kelch-like family member 7
Exons: 12
Coding region: 378-2183 (601 amino acids)
Molecular function (GO): protein binding
Source: RefSeq, a predicted model, not a curated record
ACCCGCCCAGCACCGCGCCUUGUUCUGCCACUAUUUGGUAAAAGAAGAAGAACGCGUGCAUCUCCAACAACAGAGGAAGAAGAAGAAGACACUAAGCUCGGCAUGAGCUCGAGAUUUGAAACACUUUAUUCCGCUACAACAAUGUACAUAUAUUUCAGCAUCCGGCAGCAACUUUAAUUUUCCCUUCAAGCCUCGCGGAGAAGAUGCCGACAAGCUCGCAGCUUUUGAAUACAGUAGUUCUCCAUAAGCUGCUGACUAUAACCAAGUGAACUUACAGUGCUCGGGUAACAACAAAGAGACAAUAGCUACACACUGCAGGUCGUUGUGCUUAAAGUGUUGUUCUCUCUAUAUUAGUGGACCAACAAUAAAAUAUUGACAUGACGGGGACAGCUUCUAAAGAGAAAGCUGCAAGCUUCAAGAAGAGAAGUGAGGAGUACGAACAGUUGACCAGCAUGAUGGUAGUCAUGAACAACCUGAGGAAACAGGGGACACUGUGUGACGUGACCCUCGUGGUUCAGGGGAAACACUUCCCUGCCCACAGAGUGGUGCUUGCAGCUGCCAGUCACUUCUUCUGCCUCAUGUUCACCACAAGAAUGAUGGAGUCGCAGUCCCACGAGGUGGAGCUUAGGACUGCUGAGCCUGAGAUUAUUGAGCUGCUUAUUGAAUUUAUAUACACUGCCAGAAUCUCCGUGAACAGCAGUAACGCCCAGUCGUUGCUCAAUGCAGCCAACCAGUAUCAGAUUGAGCCAGUGAAGAUAAUGUGUGUGGAGUUCCUGACAGGACAGAUUGAUCCCACAAACUGCCUGGGCAUCUCAGUCCUUGCAGACUGUAUGGACUGUCCAGAGUUGAAGUUAGCAUCAGAGGACUUCUUCCAGCUUCAUUUUACUGAAGUCUACAAACUGGAUGAAUUCUUGCAACUUGAUGUUGCGCAGCUCACAUAUCUGCUGCAUCAAGACAAACUCACUGUCCGUUCUGAGGCCCAGAUUUAUGAUGCAGCAGUGCGCUGGCUGAAGUAUGACGUGUGCAACAGAAAGCAGUACAUGGUGGAGGUAUUGGAGUGCGUUCGCUUCCCACUGGUUUCCAAGACAUUCCUCUCAAAAACUGUCCAGGCUGAGCCACUUAUCCAGGACAACCCGUUGUGCCUCAAGAUGGUCAUCAGUGGGAUGCGCUACCACUUGCUGUCCCUGGAGGACCAGGAAGACCUCGGAGAGAGCAGCCGGCCACGACGCAAGAAGCACGACUAUCGCAUUGCCUUGUUUGGAGGCUCUCAGCCACAGUCCUGCCGCUACUUCAACCCAAAGACCUCCAGCUGGACAGACAUCCGUUGCCCCUUUGAGAAGCGCCGGGAUGCCACCGUUGUCUUCUGGGACAAUGUGGUCUACAUCCUGGGGGGCUCGCAGCUCUUUCCCAUCAAACGCAUGGACUGCUACAACGUCCUGAAGGACAGUUGGUACUCCAGGCUGGGUCCGUCCACGCCUCGCGACAGCCUGGCCGCCUGCGCUUUCCAAGGCAAAAUCUACACAUCCGGGGGAUCAGAAGUGGGUAGCUCGGCCCUGGACCUUUUUGAAUGUUAUGACACCAGAACAGAGUCAUGGCAGUUGAAACCCAGCAUGCUGUUGGCUCGCUGCAGUCACGGUUCAGUGGAAGCAAAUGGACUCAUUUAUGUUUGUGGAGGAACAGUGGGCAACAAUAUCUCUGGGAGGGUCCUCAACAACUGUGAGGUGUUUGACCCCAGCACACAACAAUGGAGAGAGCUGAGUGGGAUGAGAGAGGCCAGGAAGAACCAUGGACUGGUAGUCGUCAAUAACAAGAUUUAUGCUAUUGGAGGACAGGGGGUAGGAGGGCUGGAUUCAGUGGAAUACUACAACAUAGCGAGUAACGAGUGGCGUACUGCUUCGCCAAUGCCGUGGAAGGGUGUGACAGUGAAGUGUGCAGCCGUUGGCGACAUCAUCUACGUGCUGGCAGGGUUUCAAGGUGUGGGGCGACUCGGGCAUGUUCUGGAGUACCACACUGAAACUGACAGGUGGAUGACGUGCAAAGAAGUGCGAGCGUUUCCUGUCACCAGUUGCCUGAUCUGCGUGGUCGACAUUUGUGGGGUCAAUGAAGACGAGGACAUGGACCUCAUAGACCCUCAGCUGCACAGUGAACCUGCAGCUUCCUCAUCGGCUCCGGCUUCAUCAUAGCCUCAUUGUAAAGGAGGCAGACUGACCUUUAUUAAGCUGGGAUUCACCAUGUUUUUAAGCUGAUGUAUUUUUAAUUUUUUUUUUGGCAGUUUCAAUAGCUACCAAGCUGCUUUCCAUGAGGCUGAAUUUUUAUUUUCAACUCGUGCCUAUAUAGCUCAUUCUUCAUUGGGAGUUUUAGUUUGAAUCCUACACAAACUGUUUACGCCAGUUACGUUUAUAUAUUUUGUUUUGGCUUGUUACAAACUCGUAUUGUUUUCUUUUUAAAUGCCAGUGAACGUUUCUACAAAUUUGUGUUUUAAAAGAUUAAUCACCAUCAUCAAUGCACUAUUUGAUAAUGUGUAAAUAAUGUGUGGUGCCUUUUUAAAAAAAAAAAAAAUACAUGUAAAUAUUUCAACAUGUAAAA